Messenger RNA from Lodderomyces orthopsilosis Co 90-125, 492 nucleotides. RefSeq names its product mitochondrial 37S ribosomal protein mS41. The record is from RefSeq and is a predicted model, not a curated record. NCBI's taxonomy places the organism in Eukaryota, Fungi, Ascomycota, Pichiomycetes, Serinales, Debaryomycetaceae. The transcript has a single exon. Bases 1 to 492 code for a protein of 163 amino acids. Gene Ontology annotation, cellular component: mitochondrion.
AUGUUGAGAUCACUAAUAAGACCCUUUAAUUUACAAAGAACCACCUUGUUGAGGCAAAGCAUAGCUCCUGUGGCUCCCUUAUACCGGAAAUUCUCCCAGUCAUUCGUAAACUACAAAACAAACACAUCAACCUAUACAAAGGAAAAUGUGCAUGAUCUAGAGACAUUCCUCACAUUGAUCGGUCGUAACUGUAUUGAACACUUGGAUUUGUUUGAAGGUGAUUUGAACAAGUUUAUUGAAACUCCAAGUAAGAAAAUGAAAGAAAUGGGUAUAGAUACGAGAACUAGAAGAUAUUUGUUAAGAUGGAAACACAAAUUUGUCAACAAUUUAGAACCAUUACGGGAGCAUAAAAGAGGAGUAAAGAAGAAUGGUGGCGAGAGGAAAUCCAAGACGGUAAAGGCAAAGAGAAAAGCACUACAAAGGUUGGAAGACAAAGAGAAAUUUAGUCAAGAGGAAAUGGAUGCAGAACAUAGAGGUGAAAGAUUGUUUUAA